CAUGGAUAUGCAUGCGGUCACCCAGCCUCAGUCCUUACUGCUUUUCGCAAGCUCAAUGCUGCCCUUCCUCUGGUUGUACUUAUGCGCUGGGCUAAUCAUCCGGUGAGUAUAUAGUCUCAACGGUUCCGGUGACAUUGGCAUAGGACCGAUUCAAAACAUUGGCAGCCGAACCGCGUCUCUCAGUCGUCAGCUCAAACUGUUAUCGCUUCCCAGUUAAGCCGUUCGUUCACACCAUUGUUUGCCUCCCACGACGCUACACCUCCGUUCUACGGCUCCCUAUCCCAUUGAACACCCCCACGACCUCCGUCCCUACGCUACUUGUUGGUAUGAAGUACGGCGAUACCCUGAGGCAGAGGUCCAUACCAGAAUGGGGCCAUUAUAACAUAGACUACGACUACCUCAAAGAGCUUAUCAAGCACCAGACCACGCCUGGCACGAACAGGGCCGUCUCCAUACCCGGCCAGGGCGAGAGCACAGAGCGGGCCUUUGGCGACACCUUCUUCAAGGUCCUCGCGGAACAACAUGAUCGUAUCAACCUAUUCAUACGAAGCAAGAGCGGCGAGAUCGAGCGGCGGCUAGAGCACAUCAGCAAGACCCUACAGCAACUACGCGCGAAACGUGAUCCGGCAAGCGGGCGCCUCCCCGCUCGUACCGUGGAGAGAUAUGCGAAGAUCGAAGCAGAUGUCCUGAGGACCGGCGAGGAAAUCAGGUCGCUAUCCCGCUUCCAAGUCACCCAACGAACUGGCUUCGUCAAGAUCCUGAAGAAGUACAAGCGCUGGACUAAAGAUGGAGAGCUUGCCUAUGUUUUCAAGCAAGAGAUCAGCAGCCGCCCGGACAGCCUUUUUCAGCUAGACCUGGGCUACCUAUUGGACCAGUUCAUUGACGCACUCGACACGCUCCGUUCGGCUUUCGAUGUCGAGGGUACAUCAGCGGCCAACGCUAUCAGUGUUAGUGGUCAGUCGCCGGCUGCGCGCAUAUCAAGAAGUCUGGAGAAAGGAGAUGACGUGGACUUUGACCUAGCACUGGACACAGUGCCCUUGGGCUCCAAAGGAAACAAAGCAACAUAUUGGAUACAUCCGGAUCACAUUGUUGAGGCCCAGGUAUUGCUUCUUCAACACAUGCGACUUUACAUCAACAAAGCAAGGCGUAAUUCAUCUUCUAGACCAACACCACUUCGCCGCCACUCGUCCACAGCCAACAUAGACCCUUAUGUUGGCAGCGAAGAUACAACUGGACUUGUUGUUCUUGAUCACCCCGAGACGUUUGCAUUCAAGCAAAACGCAAGCACAAUAGGCGCGGCUGAAGAGAUGCAAGGGAGCAUUGGAAUCAAGGCAGCGGGACAGGUGCGGUGCUGUGCUUCAAGUCAAGCGGCGGUUGUUAUUUGUGACGAAGGCGAUGCGCAACACGCAACACCAUCCAGUGUCAAGACAGUAAAGAUGGAACUCAGAUAUCUGAAAAACUUCUUGGAUACAUCUGUAACUGAUGACACUAUUAAACAUUCUUGUAACCCAGGGGAGAAUGUCUUGACUGUUCGACAAUGGCUUGUUGAACACCCAUCGGCAAAGCCCAUUGCUGGUGCACUCUUGAAGCGAACCCGGUUUACUGGACUUCACAACAAUUCUGCCGGAGGUAUUUGGGCAACUUUAGACAAGGACAUCUCUUUGACAGACCAGCUGUUUGAUGACCUUGGCGGCGAUGACUGGACUGCAGCAGCCAAAUCAGAGUCGAGCAAGCGGUUUCCUCAUGCCAUCUUAGAGAUUCGCCGUGAGGGCAACCAGGCUACGUCUCUCAUCCAGAUGCUUGACCGAAGUCAUUUGGCUGAGCGUGUCCGAGGAUUCUCUUUGGAAGCACAUGCUGUGUGGGCUUCCUGCAAGCCAGGCGCCAUGUCUGCGCCAUUCUGGAUUUCCCUCUUGGACAAGGAUAUUCGCAAAUUACCAGAGCCCGCCCAACGACGGAGCCGUAAAGCUAGAGGUAGUGCCAGUGCUUCGGUAUCGCAGAUGUCUCCUACAGCCACAUCCACAUCCAACACUUCGUAUGACGGUCAGUCUAGCCCGCUUGCGUCACGUUACGAGGAGUCUUCUGCAACAUCGGUACAUGAGUUUGUCGACCCACCGCCACUGCAGGCAUUUAGAAAGAAGAGUCGCAAGCCCUAUUCCGACUAUCCUCCCCCGAUGAUACGGGGAGAGUCUGAGGCAGAGGCACGGCCACGAUACUGGAACGAAUACGACCAUCCGGAAGACGAAGAAGGGAGCUAUUAUAUCUAUAUCGACCCAGAUGCGUCUGUGAAGUUUCCGGGACAAGAGUUCUUUGAGGCAUGUGCGAGGAAAACAAGAAGGCUGUUUGGGAUACAAGAGGAACCUGAAGAGGCAUCCCUCUCUGGCAUUGAAGAUUCGGAUGAUGACAAUGAUACAAUCGAUUCAUCGCCCAUUAUCCACGCAGCAAAUUACGGAGCAAUUGAUUCCAGCAGGCAGAGUACAGAGGGGAAGGGCUAUUUCAGUAAUCUGUUCCGGUCCCUACGUGACCCCCACCGCGACGCAGACAUUUUCAACGAGCGGCGCACAUUACUAGGCGAGGUUGAGAGUAAUCAACACAAGGUUGAAAUGACCAAACUGCGGUUUUACUCGACAGCUCUGGGUGCGGCUGUGGUGUUGGACCUCAUCUUGUGUCUGAUGACGGUGACGAGCCGGAAGAAGGAGCGAGGCGUUGUGGAUGCUGGCGUUAUGAUUGGUACUAUUUGUUCGCUUGUCUUAUGUGUUGUCGCUGUGAUCAGCAUGCAAACACGUAGGGAGCGGUUAGGAUGGGUGCAUCAGGGAGCGGUGCUGAGCAUCACGGGUGCGGUGGUGGCAUUGGACAUUGUACUUUUGCUGUGGGUAGCACGGAUUUGAGAAAGGGGGCUUGGCUAGGUGUGGUCUGGUUGUUGUCAUAUUUUUUCUGUUGGGUACUGGUACGGGGGAGUGAGAAGCUUGGGUCUUCUCUAGGGGAGGGCGGAACGACGGCGGCAUGGCUGGCUGUUGGUUGAUUUUGUGGGUAUACGGUCAUAUGUGGAAAGGAUUGGGCGCCGACAAGAAAGAUCGCCGCCGAGAUAUUCAACAUGAAUCAAUGCUGGCAGCACCAUUCGAUACACGAAUCCACAGGACAUGAG
Messenger RNA from Bipolaris sorokiniana ND90Pr, 3142 nucleotides. RefSeq lists its product as uncharacterized. NCBI's taxonomy places the organism in Eukaryota, Fungi, Ascomycota, Dothideomycetes, Pleosporales, Pleosporaceae. The coding region runs from base 327 to 2885 and encodes 852 amino acids. The record is from RefSeq and is a predicted model, not a curated record. Gene Ontology annotation, biological process: polyphosphate metabolic process; microautophagy; vacuolar transport. The transcript is spliced from 5 exons. Gene Ontology annotation, cellular component: fungal-type vacuole membrane; vacuolar transporter chaperone complex.